GUAGUCACUAGGGUCUACAACAACACACCCGCCAAAUUUGAACAUGGAUAGAUUCUUGUGAAUUGUGAAUAUAGUUUAGAUAUUGUUGUGAAUGGCUUUCUAGUGGCAAAACGUGCCAGAAAACAUCCAACAUGACUGCGAAAAUGAAAGAAUUGACCGAUGGCUCAAUGCAGCAACAACAAGGACCCAACAGUUGUGACAGUGACUCAAUCAAAGUAUUUGUGCGGGUGAGACCGCUGACCAAGGGAACUGGCCUGACCACUGAUGGAGACAAAGGCCAAUGUCUCACUGUCACCUCUACCAACACCAUCCUCCUGAACUCUAAACCAGAGCCCAGACCCUUUAUCUAUGACCAUGUUGCUGACAUGGAGACCUCCCAGGAUUCUGUAUUCUCCAUUGUGGCCAAGAACAUCGUUGAGUCGUGUGUGAAUGGAUACAAUGGAACCAUCUUUGCCUACGGACAAACUGGGUCUGGGAAAACAUUCACAAUGCUUGGUCCGUCUGAUUCCGACAACUUCACUGAUGACUUACGUGGCGUUAUCCCUCGAAGUUUUGAGUACCUGUUUUACCUCAUCAACAGGGAGGUAGAGAGGUCUGGGAAUACCAAGAGCUUUCUGUGCAAAUGCUCCUUUAUUGAGAUCUACAAUGAGCAGAUUUAUGACCUACUGGACAGCGCUUCAGCCAGCCUGUUCCUCAGAGAGAACAUCAAGAAGGGGGUGUUUGUGGAAGGGGCUGUGGAGAAGUUUGUCACAUCAGCUGCGGAAGCUUACCAGGUGUUGUCGAUGGGCUGGCGUAAUCGGCGCGUGGCCUCCACCUCCAUGAACAGGGAGUCUUCGCGGUCCCAUGCUGUCUUCACCAUGACCUUGGAGUCCAAGGAGACUGCUAAGGAAGUGGUGAACAUCCGCAUGUCCCAGCUGAACCUGGUAGACCUGGCCGGGUCUGAGAGGCAAAGGGACACGCACACGGAGGGUACCAGACUGAAGGAAGCCAGCAGCAUCAACCUCUCACUCAUGUGCCUGGGUCAGGUGAUCAUGGCGCUGGUGGAUGUGUCCAAUGGGAAGAGCCGGCAUAUUUGCUACAGGGACUCCAAACUCACCUUCUUGCUUCGGGACUCUCUUGGAGGAAAUGCUAAGACCUACAUUAUAGCCAACGUGCAUCCCGGCUCUAAGUGCUUUGGGGAAACACUGUCCACCUUACAAUUUGCCCAGAGAGCCAAGUUGAUCAAAAAUAAGGCCAUGAUCAACGAAGACACGCAAGGGAAUGUGAGGCAGCUACAGGCUGAGGUAAAGAAGUUGAAAGAGCUGCUAGCUCAGGCACUGUCUGCCCAGACACAUAAUGGAGAUGUGGCCCCAGGAGGGCCCCAGAUACCUACUGAGCCGACUAAAUGUGGUGUUGACGCGUCAUAUAAGACCAAGUUUUUACAAGCUGUGCGUCUGUGGAAAAAGCGUGAAAAUGACAAGCAGAUGCUGCUCCAGAAGGUGGCUCAGCUUGAGGAGGCCUGGGCUCAGAAGGAGAAGUUCAUCCACUCCAACCGCAUGAUUCUCAAGUUCAGAGAAGAGCACAUCUCUCGCCUGGAGAAGAGCUUGAAGGAUGGCCAGGUCUUACUGUCUGACCCGCAGAGUCAAACCCCUGUCGACAAGCUCAAGGAGGAGAUCAAGAUCCUCCGGGACCAGAUUGAACAUCACCCGAAGAUGACCCGGUACGCAGCAGAAAACUACAGCCUCAGGGAGGAGAAUCGACAGCUCCGCUCCCUUGAAUCUGUGAGGAGAGCUGAGCAGGCUGCCUGUCAAGCUGCUGCAGAAUUAGAGGAAGAAUUCCAGAGGGUUCUGGAGACUGAACGGUCUGAUGAAAUUCAGACAUCCUACUCUACUCCAGUGACUGCUGAGAACAUCUCUGCCAUCUCCAUGGAGAGGCUGAAGGCCCAGUUUCUGCAGAAACAAACAGAGCUCACAGCCACCAUCCAAGCUUUUGAAGAGUAUAAGGAGCUCACCAAAAAACAGAUGUCAGAGUUGGAAUCUGAGAAGAGAUACCUGAAUAAGUCCAACAAACAUCUGGAGAGCAUUCUUGAGGCCACAAAAGCUCACAAGAAACAGGAAGUUUCACAGCUGAAUAAGAUUCACUUUGAAACAAUCAAGAUUCUCACCACCCCGACCAAGGCCUACAACCUGCGGACCCGUCUGGUUCCUCUCUCCAGUCCUGAGCACCUGAACCAAAACCAGGGAGAAGAUGAGGACAUGGACGACAUCCGGAGUGAGCAGCCUCCACCAGAGAUGACUGAGAUGGCCUGUGUGGCUCUGACUGAGGAGCUGCAACUGGUGCAGGAGCAAGCCAGUCUGGUGCAGACCCGGCUGGACCAGGAGGAGCUGAAGAGCAGGAAGCUGCAGCAGCAGAUCGCCAUGCUGGAAGAGCAGGUGACUGGAUUGAUUGAGGAGUCCAACCGCAAGGACCAGCUUUUGUCCACUGAGCGAAAUGACUGGAACAGAGAACAGGUGGUUCUUCGGGAGACUGUCAGUAACUUGGAGCAGACUUUAGAUGCUGAAAAGAAGACCGGGGAGGUGCUGAGGAGUGAGGUGCAUGACCUACGCCUGGUGCUGCAGUCCUCAGAUCGGGAGCUGGCGGCGGUGAAGAAGGAGCUGUCUGAUGCCCACGGUGAGGAGAAGGAGAUAUCUCACCUCUCCAGCAGCCUGAUCAGCACUCAGCUACAGCUCCAAGAAGUCCGGCGGGAGUGGGAACAGCUCCUGGAGGAGCAGCGGUCUCUGCAGGAUGCCUUUGACCAGCUCCAGGCCGAGGCCAAGUUUGAUGCAGACCAGUCCAGGCAGUGGCUAGAGGAGAAGCAGCAGGAGAUCACCGCUCAGCAGGCUCAUAUCAAGGAAUUGACUAACGCCCUGCAGUCUGAAAGAGAACAUAUCACCAAUCUGACGUCCCAGUUGAAAGAGGAUAAGGAGAGCACUUUAGAAGAGCUUGUUCAGACUAUGGAGCAGAAUGUAGUGCUAAGGAAGGAAGUGUCUGACCUGAAUAACCAAAACAAACAACAGGCUUCUAUUAUGGCAAGCCUCGAUCAAAGUCUGACUACUGCUAAUGGGACCAUAACACGUCUUGAGCAAAAGAUUGAGCAAGACCAAGGGGUAGUGCUGGAGCUCAUCAACCAGACCAGAGACCUCCGCAGUGAGCUGGCCCAGAAGGUCCAGGGCCUCGCCAUGCUGUCUGGAGAUGUCAAGGACCUCACAGCUAAGUACAGUGCUGCUUGCUCAGAGAGAGAGGAGAUCAAAGAACACAACUUGAGGAUGGAGGCAGAGCUACAGGACUUGAGAGAAAUAGCUGAAAGGAAGGUGGCUUCUAAUCUGAUAGAGGUGGAGGUGUUACAGGAGGAGGUGGCCUAUGCCACUGAAGAGGUGGAGCGACUUACCAAGGUGUUGGAUGAGCAGGCAGGUCUUCUCCAAGCUUCGCAGGAUCAGAAUGCCCAGAUGGAGGCUGCAGUCCAAACUCUCCAGCAGAAGUUAAAACAGCAGCAUGAGGCAGUUGAGAGGACGGUCAGAGAGAGUUCCAAUCAUGUCUCCCCUGGUGUCCUGACGCCGACGCCUCGCACCCCCAUGAGCUUCAACAAUGACCUGAACAAGGUGCUAGAGAGCCAGGAAAGGGAGCUUGAGAGCCGACGCUGCUCCAUGAUUACUAUGGAGGUGCUCCUCAGUGAGCUCAGUGCUGAACGAGCCGCAAAGAAUGAGGAGAUACAGAGGCUCAAGGCUCAGCUGACUGAGAAAGAAAUUGUGCGAAUAGAGAUUCAAAGUCUACUUGACCAGUUCUACACUAAGCAGAACCAACUGGCUCAAAAUGGAAAUGCAAAUGAUGUUGUUUUGAACGAGGUCCUUCACCAGAAUGUCUUGAGGGAGCUGCAGGAGGAGAGGACCGCAAAGAGCCUAAUAAUGCAGAGGCUCACAGAGGCUCAGGAAAGACUGCAUGGUCAGGAGUCUGUGUUGGCCCAGUCUCAGACCCAUGUCCAGAAGCUGACUGAUGAGCUAAGGAACCGCUGCCUGGAGCUGAGAGAGCUUAACCAGAAGCUACCAGAACAGGAGAGACUAAAUCAGGAAGUGGAAGUUCUUCGUAAGCAGGUUGACCACCUGUCUGAAGAGAAUGGUAAGCUUGUGGGGCAUAAGAACCAUAAGCAGAGGAUUGAGUACCUGGUCAAGCUGAAAAAGGAGAACACCAAACUUCAAGAGGAAAACGAAAAACUCAGAUCGGAAAUGAGUUUGCGUGAGUGAAAAUGCUUGAAGCUGGAAUGCUUGGGCAGUUUUUGGCGGCUGAACAUUUCAUGUUAACUGGGAACACCUCUCCUGAACAGAACGAUAUUGCCACUACCUCUCUGCAGGUGGAACCAGAGGCUACUUAUUCUCACCUGCAGCUACUGCAGCCUCCCAGGUUCAUGUACUUAAUUGUGUACUUUAACCAGAACUCUUAAUGGCGAAUUUGUUUUCUACGCUGUGUUUCAACAUGCCUACGUCUUAUCCUGUCUUUUGGAGCAUUGUUUGUCUCGUGUUGUUUUUAUUAAUUUUACGUUUCAGAUUUGUGCUGAGAAUAGGUUAGCGUGGAAGUCAUUUCUUGGUGCUCUGUCUGCUGCUACUCUAAUCUAAUAAACUCUUUGUUACAUGA
Esox lucius (northern pike) is the source of this 4644-nucleotide messenger RNA. RefSeq names its product kinesin family member 15 (gene kif15). Lineage: Eukaryota; Metazoa; Chordata; Actinopteri; Esociformes; Esocidae. Bases 132 to 4256 code for a protein of 1374 amino acids. The record is from RefSeq and is a predicted model, not a curated record. The transcript is spliced from 35 exons. Gene Ontology annotation, molecular function: ATP binding; microtubule binding; microtubule motor activity. Gene Ontology annotation, biological process: microtubule-based movement.